Molecule: messenger RNA, 1040 nt
Organism: Alosa sapidissima (American shad)
Lineage: Eukaryota; Metazoa; Chordata; Actinopteri; Clupeiformes; Clupeidae
Gene: tex36
Product: testis expressed 36
Exons: 3
Coding region: 291-824 (177 amino acids)
Source: RefSeq, a predicted model, not a curated record
UCCACACAAGCUGUGAGUGAAGCACUGAUCAGUACAGCCAGAACAUCCUCAACACAUAACCCAGCACAGGCCAGACUCGAGACAAGACAAGACGAGAGGACAGGACAGGAGAGGCCAGAAGAAAAACACAGAAGGGGAGACAAGAGGAGAGGGGAGAAUAAGAGAGGAGUGGAGAGGAGAGAAGAGGAGAGAAUAAGAGAGGAGUGGAGAGGAGAGAAGAGGAGAGAAGAGGAGUGGAGAGAAGAGGAGAGGAGAGGAGAGAAGAGAAGUGAAGGAAAAACAGUGCAGGAAUGGCAGACUGUUUUCAAUCGGUUGGGGGUGUGAGUCCUCAUCAGACAGAGCGGCAGGGGGAGGAGCCCCAAGUGUCCCCCAAAACCAGUCAGCCACUCUGGGCGGAGUCACACUUCCCUCACUCCGCCCACGACAACCGCUCCUCUCUACUUAGCAGCAUCCAUGUGUUUGACGGGGGUCUGGGCCGUAGGAAGUAUGUCGGCGACCGUCGACAGCAGAACUCUCAUUUCUGCUUGUGUCACAUGAACAUUCCCGGACCAGCAGCUGAGGUCACCUCCACCUACCAGACUAACUUCCUGUCCAAACAGGAAGUGGAGGCCACCCGAAGCCGGCGCUUUCCCAGAAGCCACCAGGAGCGCAGCAGUGUGGCAUCCAAUCAGCUACAGCAGCAGGACCCCUUCCUCUGGUUCAGUCGCCACGACGCCCCACACACACACACACCACUGCACGUGCUCGCUGCCAUCAACAAUCCCUUAAUGUCUCACACAGACACUAACACACACACACACACACACACACACACACACCACUGAACAUGCUCGCUGUCUUCAAUAAUACCUCAAUGUCCCAGAUGCACUGCACCCAUCACAAUGAACACUAGAACCAUCAUCAUCACCACCACCAUCAUCAUCAUCACUCCAGUUCUGUGCCAACUCAAGAACUUCAGACCAGACAGGAAUCUUUGAUUCCAUGUUCAUCAUCAUUUAAUCAUUAUCAUUCCAAAUGCCAUAAACUUUAUAUCACCUUCA